UUGUUACACUUGGUAGAUGGUUGUAUGAGUAACACUGCUUUGUUAAUAUUAGGUUUGAGGUGAUUGGUAUCUUUUGACUGUUUCUUCUUGCCAUUUGUUGUCCAUUUCCAAGUUUAGAGCUUUUUCUUCUGCAAGAAUGGCACCCUUUUUGCUUGUAAAAUGACUGCCUCAGAAUUGUCCAUUUAGAAAAGAAGGAAGAUCUGAGUCAAACUGAACAAGUAAUAAGCUGUUAGAACUCCUUUUCAGCAGUUAGGUCUGUGAUUUUAUAAUAGAUCAGCUACUGGACAACCUUAAGGAAUAUAUUUCAUAAAAGUUAAAUUUCAUUAAAAGCAUGACUACUUGUAUAUUGUAUUAAAAAAAAGAAACAAAACCCAGCACCUUGCAUUUUUCACAGAAGCUUACUUUUUUACAAUUAGAGCUACAUAGGAGUACCUGAUAUAGAAGGAAUGAUUAAAAAAACCCAAACAAAUCAAUAAACCAAACCAACCAACAGGGAGGGUGUAGUUUAAUGUUAUAGAAAUGUUUGCGUUUUAAUGCAUUUGACUUUGAUACUCCUGUUUCACUGAUAGGUGAAAAAUAUCUUUUGCCUAUCCAGACUUGCUUCAGACCUUAAUCUUUAAGAACAACUCUUUGGAACCUCUAAUCAGGAAUAAAGCAGAAGUCACCUGAAUUCUCUUGUGCACUACUGAGACGAAAUGACAUUCAUGUUUGCCAUGAAUGGAAGUCAUGGCAGCACCUAACAUGGGAGUGAGAGGCAUGAGUGGACAAUGUGGCGUGACUCAUUCAGAUUGCAGAUCUUCUGCCUGCUUAUGGCAGUACUGGCUAUUGUGGUGCUGGUCCACAAUUUUUUUCAGUUAGAGCACCUGGAUGAUGACACAGUUUCAGGAUCAAAUUGGAUAACAGAAAACAAUGUUGAGCGUUCUCUAUCACAGACAACUAAAACUGCCAGGAAGCCUUACUGUGGUUACAAGCAGCAGACUUUGUCCAAAAGAGAACAAGUGGAACAGGAAUCAUUGCUUGCUGCAAUACAGUGGCCAGAGUUGCCUGAUGGCAAAAUUGCCUUUGUACAAAGCACUGAUCCCGCACAUAGUGACUUUGUGAUUGUGAAACCCAGCAGGUUGUUCAAGGUGGGUGAUCAGUUAGAGGUGCUUGUUCAUAUGAAGGAUUUCCAAGGAAAACCUAAGCAAUAUGGUGGCGACUAUCUACAGGCACGAAUUCACUCUCCUCUGCUGAAAGCUGGAGCAACAGGAAAGAUUGUAGAUUGCCACAAUGGCCUUUACAAAGUCUUCUUUACCUUGCUUUGGCCAGGGGAGGUCAAAAUUUCUGUAUCACUUGUCCAUCCGAGUGAAGCAAUUCGAGUCCUCCUGCGUUUACGAGAAGAAAGGCCUGACAGGGUCUAUUUCAAAAGCUCAUUCAAGUCUGGGAGGUAUUCAGAAACUACUGAGUGUAAUAUUUGCCUGCCUGGAGAUCUUCCGGUCUGUAACUUCACAGAUCUCUACACGGGUGAGCCAUGGUUUUGUUACAAGCCUCGAAAACUCCCCUGUGCCAGCCGAAUCAGCCAUGCCAAGGGUGGAUAUCAAAAAGGUCUUCUGACACGAGAAGAAAGCCUCUUUUUCCAAAGUGAUGUGAAUAUCAAAAGGCCAAUACUCUCCAGUGGACCUGAUUCAGUGAUUGUAAAGCCCAAGGCAUUUACAGAUUCCAGCAGUAUAGACAGAACUGAAGAUUCUAUGGCUUCACCUUCUGGUUAUUAUUAUGAAGAUCAGUGGAGGUCCAGAACACACUGGAUCCAUCAUUUUAACAAGUCAGAUGAUAUAACCAAGUGCUUACAAGGAAAAGUAAUCCACCUGUUUGGAGACUCUACAAUAAGGCAGUGGUUUGAAUAUCUGACAGCAUCUGUUCCAGAUCUAGUGGAAUUUAACCUGGGGAGUCCUAAGAAUGUGGGACCUUUCAUGUCUGUUGACCUGAAGCACAAUAUCCUACUGAAGUUCCGCUGUCAUGGGCCACCCAUUCGUUUCUCCACAGUCUUUAGCAGUGAGCUGCACUACAUUGCCAAUGAACUGAAUGGUAUAGUGGGUGGGAGAAACACAGUGAUAGCCAUAACUAUAUGGUCCCAUUUCAGCACUUUCCCUGUGGAAGUGUAUAUUCGGCGGCUGAGGAACAUUCGGAGAUCAAUUAUUCAAUUGCUGGAUCGCAGCCCCAAGACUUCAAUCAUCAUCAGAACUGCCAAUGUUCAGGAGCUUGGGCCAGAAGUGAGCCUUUUUAACAGUGAUUGGUAUUCCUUUCAGCUUGAUUCUGUAAUGAGAAAAAUGUUCUCAGGAAUUGCUGUGCACUUCGUGGAUGCCUGGGAGAUGUCUCUGGCUCACUACUUGCCGCAUAACUUGCACCCAAAAGAAAUAAUUGUUAAGAAUCAAAUAAAUGCAUUUUUAUCGUACGUGUGCCCUUUGCAAACUUAGCACAAGUAGGUACCCAUAUGUCAUCUUUUGCUAUAGCUGAAGCAAAGUUGUUCUUUGUUGGAGCAAUUGAAGUAGGCUGGGUGGUACGGAAGAACUCUGGUUAUUGUACCUGCAUGCAGCAUAAAGUGGGUGGCCUUAUCUCUGGGUAGCUGUGAAGCGUGGUAGAGAGGAGUUGAUUGUUCAGGCCAUAUCUUCCUGCAAGGCUGAUUCCUGUCAACCUUACCAUUCAUAUCUGAGAUUAUUAGAGAGCACUUUAAAUUA
Melopsittacus undulatus (budgerigar) is the source of this 2714-nucleotide messenger RNA. It is a transcript of the gene NXPE3, whose product is annotated as neurexophilin and PC-esterase domain family member 3. The transcript is spliced from 6 exons. Lineage: Eukaryota; Metazoa; Chordata; Aves; Psittaciformes; Psittaculidae. The record is from RefSeq and is a predicted model, not a curated record. Bases 768 to 2453 code for a protein of 561 amino acids.